GAGAACCCUGAUCAGUUCUUAAAUAUAAAUCCAACCUCCAUAUCCACCUGUAGAUCGAUAUACGCGCAGCCAAAUAAAAGAUACUCCAUAAAUGGAAAGAGAAGACUGAUCGACGAAGGAGAAGGAGAAGAAGCAUCAUCUGCACAUCCGGAGAGAACGCGAUGGAGCGUCCUCUGCAUCUUCUGCUCGUCUUCCUCUCCUCGCCAUGGCUGCUGCUGCUGCAAGGCGUGAGCUCGCUGCAGUUCACGCGGGAUGACUUCCCCCACGACUUCGCGUUUGGAGCUGGGACUUCGGCUUACCAGUAUGAGGGGGGAGCUGCUGAGGAUGGGAGGACCCCAAGCAUCUGGGACACCUACACACAUUCAGGGAGGCAUCCAGAAGAUGAAACAGGUGAUGUGGCCUCUGAUGGCUACCAUAAGUACAAGGAAGAUGUCAAGCUAAUGAGUGAGAUAGGCCUAGAGGCUUAUAGGUUCACCAUUUCUUGGUCAAGGCUCAUUCCUAGUGGAAGAGGAGCGGUUAAUCUAAAGGCGCUGCAAUUUUACAACAGUAUGAUAAAUGAGCUAGUGAAAGCAGGUAUUCAGAUACAUGUUGUCAUGUAUCACAUGGACCUUCCUCAAAGUCUUCAAGAUGAGUAUGGUGGGUGGAUUAGCCCCAAAAUUGUAGAUGACUUCACAGCAUAUGCUGAUGUGUGCUUCCGCGAGUUCGGUGACAGAGUUGUGCAUUGGACAACUGUACUUGAACCAAAUGCAAUGGCUCAAGCUGGCUAUGACAUGGGGAUUCUGCCGCCUAACCGUUGCUCAUAUCCAUUUGGCAGCAAUUGUACAGCUGGAAAUUCCAGUGUUGAGCCAUACUUGUUUAUACACCAUAGCCUGCUAGCUCAUGCUUCAGCUGUUAGACUUUACAGGGAGAAGUACAAGGUUGCACAGAAGGGCAUUAUUGGCAUAAAUAUAUACUCCAUGUGGUUCUACCCAUUCACAGAUUCAGCUGAAGAAAUUGGUGCCACUGAAAGGGCAAAGAAGUUCAUUUAUGGCUGGAUCUUGCAUCCUUUGGUGUUCGGAGAUUACCCAGAUACCAUGAAGAAGGCCGCUGGUUCCCGCCUUCCGAUCUUCUCUAACCAUGAAUCUGAGAUGGUUACUAAUUCGUUCGACUUCAUUGGAUUGAAUCAUUAUUCCUCAGUCUACACGAGCAAUAAUAAUAACGUAGUAAAGGCACCGUUACAGGACUUGACUGCUGACGUUGCUACUUUGUUCAGAGUGACCAAGAAUGACACACCUACUCCAGUGUUUGUACCAGGAACCAUAGUAGAUCCUCGGGGGCUAGAGCAUGCACUUAAAUAUAUUCGGGAAAAGUACGGAAAUUUGCCGAUUUAUAUCCAGGAAAAUGGCAGUGGAUCAUCAAGUGAAACCCUGGAUGAUGUGGAGAGGAUUAACUACUUAGCAAAAUACAUCGCAGCCACACUGAAAGCCAUCAGGAGUGGUGCCAAUGUGAAGGGGUACUCCAUGUGGUCAUUUGUUGAUCUCUACGAGCUCUUUGGUGGUUACUCCACUUGGCAUUUUGGCCUUGUUGCUGUCGAUUUCGACAGCGAAAAACGGAGAAGGCAGCCGAGACGCUCUGCUAGCUGGUAUUCAGAGUUCCUGAAGAACAAUUCAGUCAUCAGGGUGGAGGAGGAUGGUUUUGUCUCUGCAGCCUCUCAUGCUCAGCUCUGAGUGCUGCCACUCUGAAACCAUCCUAUUCUCCUGCAUUCCAGUGAUAUGAAUAUAUGAUGAUGUAUUAGAGUUCAGAGAUGGAAAUUGUAAAGGUGUACUACGUCUGCAAAGUGCAAACUACUCAGAGUUCAUGCUGAUAUUAUCUUCA
Messenger RNA from Oryza sativa Japonica Group (Japanese rice), 1854 nucleotides. NCBI's taxonomy places the organism in Eukaryota, Viridiplantae, Streptophyta, Magnoliopsida, Poales, Poaceae. The record is from RefSeq and is a predicted model, not a curated record.